UUCAGAGAUUCCCAACGCAAAUCACUGUGGUUCCGAGUCCCCAUCUGCACAAGCACUCACCGACAUCGAGAGAUACAUAUUUGCCUAUAAUGUACCGCCCCAUAACCCAAGCCCUAGCCCGAACAACCCGCACCGCUCUCCGCCCCCACCACAUCACCCCCCUCACCCGCCUCGCCUCCACCACCGGCCCCUCCACCCCCGAAUUCCCCGACUGGUCCCGCAAACCCCCCGUCCCCGACGACCCCACCCAACCCGACUACCUCCCCCUCAUCCAAAUUCCCCGCCCCGUUCGCCCCGCCUCGGAGCCCACGGAAACCAAACGCGCGCGCCUGGUCUACGCAUCCCGCAAGCGCGGGAUCCUCGAAACCGAUCUGAUUCUCUCCACCUUUGCCCGCGACCACCUUGGGACUCUAACCCGGGAAGAGCUGAUUGAGUAUGAUGACUUUCUGGAGGAGAAUGAUUGGGACAUUUAUUAUUGGGUUACGGGCACGCCCGGGAAGAUUGUGCCGCAGAGGGUGAAGGAGUUCAAGGUGUUUCCGAGGUUGGUGGAGCAUGCGAAGAAUAAGGGGAGAAGGAUUUUGAGGAUGCCGGAUUUGGAUUAGAUGCGUGGAUUGGUGCUGG
This is a messenger RNA of Fimicolochytrium jonesii, 621 nucleotides long. RefSeq names its product Flavinator of succinate dehydrogenase-domain-containing protein. Gene Ontology annotation, cellular component: mitochondrion. Gene Ontology annotation, biological process: mitochondrial electron transport, succinate to ubiquinone; mitochondrial respiratory chain complex II assembly; tricarboxylic acid cycle. The record is from RefSeq and is a predicted model, not a curated record. The transcript is spliced from 2 exons. NCBI's taxonomy places the organism in Eukaryota, Fungi, Chytridiomycota, Chytridiomycetes, Spizellomycetales, Powellomycetaceae. Bases 90 to 602 code for a protein of 170 amino acids.